Molecule: messenger RNA, 1967 nt
Organism: Lingula anatina
Lineage: Eukaryota; Metazoa; Brachiopoda; Lingulata; Lingulida; Lingulidae
Source: RefSeq, a predicted model, not a curated record
ACCUGAGUCUCCAACAAACUCUUUAAAUCAGGAACAGAUUCUAAAAUCUCAAGAGACAAGUAAGCUGAGCUACAUGGUCCAGUCCAAAAAUGGCCAGUUGAGAAGCCCUACUUCAGAAAAUUCUGAUGGAGUAUCACAAGACACACAAAAUGAAACUUAUACUUACUACACUGAUUUCAAUUCUGCUCAUCCAAAACGGAAAGGGAGAGGUAGUUUCAUAAAAACUGAUUCAAAACCAAAGGACAUGCCAGCUGCAAACCUCCAAACAGGGUUUAAACGUUUAAAAGUCCAGUCAGAAUUACAAACAAGUGAAGACAGACAGGUUAGCAGAAGACAUUUCAGUCCAAACAGUAAUCAAAGUAAAAAAUCAAAUUCUGAAUCCGAGGAUUACAUGAAGAGAAGUUUACCAAAUGCGAAUACAUUUUCAAGAGGACCUGAACGAAACAAGAGGCAUUUAGAUAGUGAGAAAACUGAAACAAACAGAAGUCCACAAGGCAUUCUAAAACCUGUGGAUAACAUUGAAAUGUCACAAGAAAGUAGUUCAUCUUCUGCUUCCCAGUCUCUGCUGCCGGUUCCAAAAGUUUCUCCAGGAGAUAAAAGAGAUUUUAUAGUAAUAAGUUCAGGUGAUACUGGGUGCCUUCGGAGUGAUUCUUCAGACCCUCAAGAAUUGGCAGAGAAAAACAGUGGAGAGAGGAAUGCAGCAGACACCCAGGUGUAUCUCAUAUCCAGUAGCAGUGAAGAAAUGGUAUUGUCUCAGGAGAGAGAUCUGUCACAUCAGCCACUCCAAGAAAGUAGGACACAGCAACCAAACAUGAAGGCUUCCAAGUCACAGGUGUCCAGUAGCUUAGUCUCUCAGGUUCAUCCAGAUUUACCCAGCAAAGACAAGCAAACAGAUGGAAAAGUAGAACUUGCAAAUGAUAUUUUAGCUGAAGUCACAUCUGAAGAAGAAGAGGGGGAGUCCAAUGAUACCAGUAGUAUAGGAGACAGUGCAGGGCAGCAGUUACUUUCCUACGUCAUAGAGGAAUCUGAUGUGGAAGAAGAUGAAGACAAAGCCUCAGAUGUUUUGUCGACUACCUCCACACAGUCUUUCACACAGUUUGAUGCUAUACUUGAAGACUGCCAUGUCAAACAACAAGUAGUGUCAGAGAAGAAGUCUCACCUUCCUAAAUUAGAGAGGCACUUGCGCCCAGAGAACACCCGAUUGUGUGUUGUGAAAAUACAGCGAGAUGAGGCUCUAGAUGCCCAACUGAAUAACAACAGUGACAGCACGUAUUCAUGAAAACCACCUGCUGCCAUUGCCCUUGUGAAGGUCGUCAGUCUCAGCAUGCUAGGGGGUAGACAAUCCUCUACUUAUUGUUGUUACAAGACUGGUCAGCUAUCUUUACUAAGUACAGUACUGCUAGUCUCCUAAAACCAUUACCUGGGAUGUGGCUGCUGUCACCCUGGCUUUAAAAUGUUUGCUGCACAUGUUGAGUGAGUCUUAUACUCUGAGAAGGAAAAACAGGAACUCAAAGAAUGUGAUCUCAAAUUGUGCCAGGCCUCAUAUCACUGUUUAUUAAUUAGUGUAGUUAUUAAUAUGUACUUCUUUAGUUUGGUUUAACUUUGUGCUUAGAUUUUUACUGUAAUAUAAGCCCAACUUGGUUCUACAUGCAUGAAAUGUUUUACAAUGCCCAAAAACAUGGAUAGCUGUUGAUCAUAAAGAUGAUAAGUUGUAUCAUCUACUGAAAACUUCGACUGAAUAGCAACAAAAGGAUGAAGUGUCAAACAAUGACCAAAAUAGUUUUUAGUUUGAGGUAAGAAAGUUUUAUAAUACUUCAAAGUGUUCUAAAAUUGUGCAAUGUGAUGUUUUCCAUUAAUCUGUAGAAAAUCAUUCUUCCUGCAGUAGAUAUGUUCAAGCAUGUCAUAAAAAAUAUUUUUCUCCUUAAAAUAAUAAGAGCUAGGAAGAGUUUUCUCUUUGUUAAAAACAG